This is a messenger RNA of Ceratitis capitata (Mediterranean fruit fly), 1112 nucleotides long. RefSeq lists its product as uncharacterized. Gene Ontology annotation, molecular function: chitin binding. The record is from RefSeq and is a predicted model, not a curated record. The transcript has 5 exons. Bases 106 to 699 code for a protein of 197 amino acids. Lineage: Eukaryota; Metazoa; Arthropoda; Insecta; Diptera; Tephritidae. Gene Ontology annotation, cellular component: extracellular region.
AUUCAGUUUGAGAAUGACAGUCGUUGGGGUUUGAACGGCAAACCGGAGAGAUAUUUGAGUUAACGAAUUCGGCAUUUCGAGUAAGAAAAGUGAUACGAAAAAACUAUGGAAAUGUACAAAAUUACCGCUAUAUUGUUGAUCCUAUUCGGAUAUUUACUCAUCACAGAUUGUAGUGAAACAACACGCACGAAACGUGCCAAGCGACCGCGUGCACCCGAACCGGUUAAUUUCGAGCCGGAACCACAUCAGGAUUUGGAGAACGAAGAGAGCGGUAGUCAAGAGAAGGAUAUACCAGAAAUACCAACGAAUUUUCUAAGUCCAUCUGUGAGAGAGUAUCUUGAAUUGGGAAAAUCGAUACCGGGACGCCCUGGUGUCGACUAUCCCAUACUCUCAGCAAUACCAUAUACGAACUUCUAUUGCGAUGAACAGGCAUAUCCGGGCUUUUUUGCUGACAUGGAGACGAGAUGUCAAGGUUGGCAUUACUGCGACAUAGAUGGCCGACAGGCAUCCUUCCUCUGCCCGAAUGGCACACAAUUUUCACAAGCAGUCUUCGUAUGCGAUUGGUGGUUCAAUGUGCGUUGCGAUCUCUCGCCACGUCUCUAUGCAAUUAAUGCCAGACUCUAUCAGCGUCCCAAAGUGAAUCCAACACGUCCACAUCGUAUUAUAACAAAGGAACUGGUCGAUGAUAUCUUCAAUUGAGUGCGUUGAAGCGGAUGAUGAUGAAGGUGGUGAUGGAGAUGUAGAUGAAGAACGAGUUGAAAGAAGUAAGAGCGGCGGAAUGCGGAAUAUGAGCCGCUGAAGAUCAAAUGAUUACAGCGUUAAAUUAGUGGGCUAUGAGGGUUAUUUAAGCUAAAGUGUUCGGAAUGCAAAAAAAAAAAGUAUUAAAUAUGAAAUUCUAAAAAUUUAGAAAAAAAGAAAUGCUGAAUUUGGUGCAAUGUUAUGUAGUACAGUUACAAAAUACAUAUGUACAUAAAAACUAGCAUUAUUUGAAUUAAAAAAAAAUAUAUAUAUAUAUAUAUAUAUAUGUAUUCAAUUAAUGGUAUUAUACUUAUGAAUUGCUAAGAUAAGUUUGUAAAAUAGUUUUUUUUUCUUUAAUAAAUAUUUGUAGUAAA